Daldinia vernicosa is the source of this 1347-nucleotide messenger RNA. RefSeq lists its product as uncharacterized. The record is from RefSeq and is a predicted model, not a curated record. The coding region runs from base 1 to 1347 and encodes 448 amino acids. The transcript has a single exon. Lineage: Eukaryota; Fungi; Ascomycota; Sordariomycetes; Xylariales; Hypoxylaceae.
AUGUCGUUCGGCGUUGCUGUCCAAUCUGCCAUAUUCUACGUCGUAUCUUGUGCACCAUGUCUUCAGGCAAGGCAUCAUCAACAAUCCAAGGCGCUGGCCAAGAAGGAGCGUGAGGUGAAAGCGCGUUUCCAGGCUGAGAACCCUAAAUCAUACCGACACCCGGACCCUUUCAAUACAAAUCCGUACUGGUCGGAGGAAAUAAUGAUGGGGCCGAGAAUACAGUCAAAGAAGUAUACUGGCGGUAGUGGUAAGAGUGCCAGCCAAAAGCGCCUGGGUAGUUCCGGCAAAGAAACUACAAGCGUUGCCGAAAGCAGUACGCAGGUCGACAGCACGAGCCCGGUAAGUAGUCAUACUGCCGUGGCAGAAGACGGCAAGCUCAGUUUCUCAACUACCCUAUCGGACGAUUGGAACCGAAAGCGUUACCAAAGGGAAGAUGAAGAGUUAUGGGGUCAUGAGCUGUCCCGUACAGGUCAUAAGCUGAUGGACGCGAUUAAGCAGGCGGGAUCAUCAGCCGGUCGACUUCUAGAAACAAGGUUAGGGAUGGAACCGAAGCCGGUUACUGAGGAAGACAGACAUAACUUCUAUUUCGCGCCGAGGAAUCCUCCUGUCAAUGAGUAUCAUCCCCCGAUUGUGCGACAGAAGCCUACGAACAAAAACGCCACUCUGUGGAUGUUGCAACCGCCACCGCCUGCGAAGGUCAUGGAGGGUAAAGUGCCAGUUAGUAGAAGUGGAAGCAUGGCUAGCCACGUCAGUCGUAAGACGACGAUGAGUGACGCGCCUAGCUUAAGCCGACUAGUUCAUGAAAGGGCGGUAGAGGCUAAACUCAAGAGCGGCGAGUUACCGACAGAUUUUGAAUCGACUUCGACACUUCACAAGACUGUUUCGAGGAAAAAUACAUCGAGCAGAAAGCACCAUAGCCAUCGAAGGACAAGGAGUAGAAGCCUAUCGAUAGAGUCUUCAGAGGCUUCUGAUGCGACGACAAAGCAGAAAAGCCGUCGAGUACGACCAAUUCCCACUGCCGAUUUUGACUCUUCGGACGAAGAAUAUUACUUACGAAGUUCAGAUUCGUUUGGGCGGGGUAGAAGAGCUGCCCGGCGACCAACGCUACGACCCAUUUCAAGCUCCCAGGAAAACGAGAAGGAUACGAAGGAGAAUGUUCAAACCAAGGCCAAGGGGAAUAAGAGGCUCGGUAGAUCAGCAAGCUCUGCAAUUGCUGAUAUUACUAGCACAUCGCAACCAAACCAAACCUCGUCGGCUGCUAAACCCAGUGAAGAAACGCUACAAAAAGAUUCGCCAGAGAAGUCUUCGCCAGUGGUACUAGGACCCCCGCUGAAGGUCUCUGCAUAG